Molecule: messenger RNA, 1638 nt
Organism: Trypanosoma cruzi
Lineage: Eukaryota; Euglenozoa; Kinetoplastea; Trypanosomatida; Trypanosomatidae
Exons: 1
Coding region: 1-1638 (545 amino acids)
Molecular function (GO): protein binding
Source: RefSeq, a predicted model, not a curated record
AUGGAUCUUGACAACACCGACACUACCACGAGUGGUGAAAAUGACUUCCUGUUUGGCGACGGCUCUGCGGCCGCAGUGCCACCCUCUCUGCUCACCAGCGCCGCAGUGAUUGAUCUUGCGAUGCAUCCGCAGUUGCCAAUUUUUGCCGCGGGUCUUGUGACGGGGGAAGUGGAGGUGCACGAGUACCGCGCAACGGAGACGAGGCGGCGGCCAAUCACGCAGCAGUACUUCAAGGGUGACGGCUUUCAAGAAACAAACCCGUACAAUAUCCGUAUGCAUCCCAGGGGUUGUGUUUCCGCCAUGGAGUUUACAGAAGAUGGUAAUUAUCUCGUGACGGCAAGCAGUGAUCGUACUAUCAGUGUUUUGGACUGCGUGGCGGAACAAAUUGCACUUCAUAUAGGAGACGGGACCGCAACGAAAAAGAUGACCCCAGGCACCAAUCAAAGGAAAAAUGUUAAUAGUAGUUCAUCGAAAAGAGAAACUAUGAAAAUAAAGAAAAGGAAUAAGAAUCCCCACAAGUUUGGCAUCUCUGCAAUAAAUGUAUGUGAUGUGAAUUUGUUGGCCUCAGGUGAUGAUGAUGGUAUGAUUGCUAUAUGGGACAUGCGUCAGCGGACGCCGGCAUUCCGUUACCAUGAACACGGUGAUUACGUCUCGCAGAUGAUCUACUUUUCUGAUAUUCGGGAGCUUGUCUCUAGCAGCGGUGAUACCUGUAUCGGCGUGUUUGAUUUGCGUGGGGGCAAAAUCCGUGAUUACAGUGAGAAGAGGAAGGAUGAGUUGAGCUGCUUUGCGUUUGUAAACAACACAGGGAACAACACGAGUUCUUUUAUCCCAAGCAUUGUGUGCGGAACCCCGAAUGGCGGGCUUCCUGUGUGGAAGUUUGGUUCCUGGAGACGACCAUAUGAUAUCCUAGACCGGCAUCCGGCGGAAUGUGAAAGCAUUAUCUCUUUCAACAACCCCGAUAGCACGUUUAACCACAACAUCAUUCUUACUGGAGCAUGCGACGGUCUUGUUCGUGUAAUUCAGAUGUACCCUGUGCGUCGCAACCUGUGUCAACUCAGCGCCAGGGACUUUACCUACUCGCAUAACAACUCUAUUGGUGGGAAGAGCAGUGGCAGUUACGCCAAUAUGGCAGUACGUCGCCAGCGAGGCAAUGAGGGAAUUAGCCGAAUGCGACUGAGCCACGACUCCGCGAUGCUUGCGGUCUGCGGCACGGAUAGCAUUAUCGAUUUUGUUGAUGUGCGCUUUUUGUCGAAUGAGCGUGAAUUGGAUCAGUUGCGAUCGCAGACUGAGAAGGGGCACUUGGCGGUACUGAGGGAGAUGGAAAGGGAGCGGGAAAAGGAAGAAGAGACAGAAACAUCAGAGUCGGAGACCGAUGAUGACGAGGAUGACGAGGAAGGGGUGGAGAAGGAGUCUGGGCGGUGCAUGAAGAAUGCAAAAACAGCCAAACGCGGACGUGAGGAGGAGGAAGCCGGGGAUCACAGCGAUGAGGAAGCGAAGCCCAAGACGGAGCGUCAAAAGAAGCGGGAACGUGUUGCUGCUGCCAAAUGGCUGAAGGAGGAGAAGCGAAAAAAGAUAAACUUUGCAUUUGAGAAGCGAAGGCGGCGUGUAAAUGGCUUCUUUGGGGACCUGGGUUCUUGA